UCUCGGUUUUGAGCUGAUGCUCGAAAUUGGACCUUGUAACGAACGUGGAACUCGUCAACAGGGCGUGGCAGUGGGACUUUAUUGUUUAGAAAGCUACCUGUACGUGAGGGACACCUAAUCUGUUAACUAAAACAAUGGAUUCUAUUAUAUGGAUAAAUACGGAGGCAGCCCGACCAAUGGACGCAUGUUUUAAAGAUACUGUGAAUGUCUGGCAAUCAAAAACUACUAUUACUGGAUCUUAAGUGGACGAAGCUACCUAAAAUUCUUUAAGACGCUAGCAGUUUGAUGACUAAUUGGUGACCAAACGAUACUUGACGCAUCAUGUCGUCUGGAUCAAAAAGUGGAAGUUCUACUGAACGAACAACAGAUGGUAAACGGAGUGUUACGGAAGGAAGGCCCAACAAUGGUUCGCUAGGGUUAGGGCUAGGUCGACAAAAGUCGAAAGGCAGACUAUUUAAAAGCACCAAAUCAAGUCCGAUAGGAAACUGGACGUCUGUUAAAGCAAUAGGCGUCAAGAAAAGGGCGAAACCGUCACAAGCAAUCCAAGAGGAUAAAGAAUCUAAGGCAGAACCCGAAAGUGUCAUUGAUAUUGAAGUAGAAGAUAUCACAGUGUCCGCUUCUACAGAACAGGUAAAUAUCAGUGACAAAGACGGUGUGGAAAUAAACACUGAAGCUGACAAUAUCAAAAAUAAUAAUAUAGAAAAUGGAAAAGACAACCCUAAUGUAGUUGUUGAAAUAGAUAACGCUCAAUCAGAAGUUAAAACAGAGACUGUAACUCCUAAAAAGGACAGUUUAAACAAUAACGGACAAGAAGAUCCGAAAGUAAAACCAGUAACUUCAAAUGGAAUAUCACCAAUCUCUAAUGGAGCGCCACAAAGAAAGGAAAACCCCUUCUUUCGCGAGAAGUCAACAUUAGCGCCACCGAAAACGCCUAUAACGAAAAACGAAAGACUGGAUACGCCAGACAGCAAGAAAUCUCUCCCAAGACGAGAUUCGUCGAGACUUUCGCUGGAUGGGACUUCUCGUGUGUCUGUUGACGCAAAGUUGCAAACAGCUGGAGUAGUUUACCCAACAGAGGAAAAACCCCAGAAAUCAGUGUUCUCUAACAACGAUUCCUGGAUACGGUCCGCCAUUCCGUCACUGCCGCUAUGGUUUGCCAUUACCUGCCUUGUCCUCAACAUUUUAGUUCCUGGUUCCGGUACCAUACUUAGCGGCUGUUCAAUUCUGUGUUGUGGGAAGUCCAGAGUACAAGCCAAGGACGAUCAACUUACUGUAACUUUGUGUGUCAAUAUCAUGGUGGGCGUGGCCCAGUUGUUUACCGUCACCUUCUUGCUGGUCGGCUGGUUCUGGAGCUUGGCCUGGGGUCUCAAAAUGGUCUCCAUAGCUGUUGAAGCCCGCCACCUGAAGAAACAACAAAGAGAACGAGAGCUACAGGCAUUAGCACUCAGCGCAUUCGGCUCGCCAUCUCGGGUGCGGUCGUUGUUCUCCGGUGUUUAAGACUUCCCGUGAUUAUCCUUCGUGGAUAUUCGUUUUGCUCCGGAGACAUCUAUACACUUCAGUAUCUGUUGCUAGGCUUCGCUGAUUGGUACUACGACAUAUAAGAAACGUCAUUCCAUACGGUCUGUCAAACUGAUGCUGAUUGGUCAAUUGAUUUCAUACGGACUGUCAAACGGAUUCUGAUUGGUUGAUUCAUUCCGUACGGUCUGUCAAAAUGAUGCUGAUUGGUCAAUAUAUUCGAUGGUUUGAUUUAAACUUCAAGAGUCCAA
Molecule: messenger RNA, 1766 nt
Organism: Pecten maximus
Lineage: Eukaryota; Metazoa; Mollusca; Bivalvia; Pectinida; Pectinidae
Exons: 4
Coding region: 322-1497 (391 amino acids)
Biological process (GO): proprioception; sensory perception of mechanical stimulus; taxis
Cellular component (GO): sensory dendrite
Source: RefSeq, a predicted model, not a curated record